Molecule: messenger RNA, 232 nt
Organism: Dentiscutata erythropus
Lineage: Eukaryota; Fungi; Glomeromycota; Glomeromycetes; Diversisporales; Gigasporaceae
Source: the annotation of a GenBank genome assembly
CAACAAUGAAUAUAACUCUGAUAGUAUCCCUUGUACUAGCUCUUAUGCUAAUUUUAACGUUGACCCUUAUGCUAACCCUUAUACUGACCCUUAUUCUAAUGACCCUUGUACUGACUCUUAUAUUAACUCGGAUGCCGAACCUCAAAAUAAUGAUGAUAAACUUUGUAGUACCACAGCCAGAAGAAAGACUAUUGAUGGAAAUGAAGAAGAAAAAAGUGUAAAAAAAAUCUGA